AUGAGGAAGCAUCGUAUGAUAUGCAGCGAAAAAGGGACACAAACUGAGCAAAACAAACAAGUGCUCAAGUGUUUCGAGUCAAAGUGCCUGUUGGACGAUCGCCGACGAAGUAGCUCGCGCACGCGACCGUGCAAGGACUCCACGUGGGCACUCUGCUACCUGAAGACCUUGUCUGAAACUUUAGCUGAACAUCAUUGCCAACAAGCCGAGACAACACAACAAGUUGGUUGCGUCGCAUCUCGAGACCGUACAGAAAACGCUGGAAUUCGUUGCGCCUUUCGCCGUCAACGGCUGCAACAACCGCUCCAGCCGGCGGUAACCUGCGCAGACACUCCUGCUGAACUGGAGUUUCUCCUCGAGUUCCUGCAGCAGCUUGCUCGAGCGCUCACACGUCUGCGUGAAGCGCACGCAUACGUGUGCUGCGAUGCGUGCAUGCGAUUCUUGUGGUUUGGCGGGAUUUUCGCGCUGCGCUGUCUAGAUGCGUGCGCUGCAUCCGUGCAUGCAACGAAGCUGUCACUAGAUGCUGUGCACUGGUAUACGUGGAUAUUGGCAGUUCAUUUGGUGUUCAUCGAGAAACGCUUUUGUAGUAUAGCCGAACCUAGAGAUGAUGCAGCGUUGCAAGCAUCAGACGCUAUGGGAACACCCAGAGGCGACACUACAAUCCAUGACGAGGCCGCGACUUCCCGAGUCACUGCGGGAGCAACAGGAUCCAUGGCAGUGCCGUGGCUGCGUCAGGUCGGGGUUGUUCUGGCGAGUGAUGCGCUUGCUGCUCUCGAGUCGGGACUCUCGAACGGGCAGAAUUGGAAGCUGCCGGAAUGCUUCGAGUUGGAGAUGCUCAAUGCCACUGCUUCAUCGCUUCAGGCCGGGCGGUGGGUGCCCGUUGUACUGUGGGCGCUUGAGCGUUGCGAGGAUUUGCCUGGCCAAGGUCAUGACGAGAACGACGCCCCAACGGCUUUGCGGAUGAACCACGAUGUAGACGCUGACACUGAUGCGCAGCUAACCGCCCUUGGUUUGAGGAUUUUUUUGGCAACGCACGCCUUGGCCCCGGUUUCCGUGGAAGAAAUCCACACCAUGGCCAGGGAUGCAGCAGUUGCUUCGCUGUACAUUAGAUUCGGCCGAUGGCUCGCGGACACCGUCAUGUCGAAGCUCACGCGCAUCUACGCGGAACUGCAGAACGAUGCAGGAACGAGCCCAAGUUCGCACGCUCUGGUUACCACCCGAUCGUGUUUCGAAACAAUCCGGGAUGCACUCCUGUCGAAUUUACAUCAUUGGCAAACGCUCAUGCACGACUACUGGAACCGCGAGCCUGCGCUUCUACGCGCCAUGCUGUGGAUCUCAGCUCGUUUGCAUGCGCUUCGUUUCGGGGAACGCACGCGGACACAGGUGCGCUGCCUCGGGCGCCUCGUAUGCGAGAUCGGUCGCUCAGAGGCAUGCGAUGAGAACGACCGAAACGCGCUCUUCGGUUGGUUCGUGGAGCAACUGCUUCCAUUGGACGGAGCGAUGCUGGCGUCAUGCGUUCUCGAGGACGAGUGGAUGCUUCAUUGGCUCCUGGAGGACUGGGCAAACUCGGAAUCCGCCAAUGCAUGCCAACAGCUAGCAAGGCGAAUUGAACGCGAUGCGCUAGUCCAGCGGCAUGACGCCAGCUGCGAGCAGCAACAGCAACAGCACACUGUGCUGCAAGCAACAGAGGUACUCCAUCUCUCCGAGUUAUUACUACGCGAUCCUGCUACAUUGCGUGGUGGAACGAUUCCAGAGAGGCAGCCUGGCGACUGCUGGCGAGCAUUGAAACCACCAAGCACCCUGCGCGUGCUCGUGCGCCGGGCGCAUCGUCAGCCGCUCGUGCAGGAAUACCUGGUACAUGUAGUCGUGCAGGCAGCUUCUCAGGAAAAGAUCACAAUGGAUCCGCGCCUCGCACAGUGGUGUCUAACCCAGUUGCAGCAGAAGCUGAGGGCUGCUGUGUGUCGACUGCGUACGAACGCUGUCGAGGAACACGCUCCAGCGACGCACACUAGCACGCUGAGCUCUGUGGCGGAAAGCAUUACCAGCACCACAGACCAGCUUCAGCAACUCACUCAAUCAAGUAUGCGACAAGCUGCAGACACUUGCGAGCGCGAGCGCCUGCGUGCCUGGGCGGCUGCAGUCCUUCACAACACGGCUGCAGACUUGUAUGAACACAUUCGCACCGUCUCCGCGAGUGCGACAUCAAAUGCUGACGCCAACAGCCAGGAUGCUUCCGUCCAGAGCGCAUACGCGGCCGCAGCGCAUUGCUGGCAGCAUACGCUGAUGCUCAGCUGGCCUCGCGACGCCCCGAGUGCCGGCUCCGACUCUGACCACCAUUCGACUUUGCCUGCGCAAUGGAUCCGCACCGGCCUGCAGCGCCUCGCGUAUGCGUUACAGGCGUGGGUCCGUGCCCAGCGCCCCGACAGUGCACGAUUGUUGUGGGAUGAGUGCAGUCAGUUUCUUUGGAGACUCCAUGAAUCGAACGCUCCACCAGAAGCAUCGCUGCGCGCGACGGCCAUCGCACAAUCAUGCACUGUAGCGCCGCCAUCGCCGUUGCCAUCGCCACCGCCAUGGGAACUCUGCGCUGCCUUAUUUCGUCUCGUGCAAGCGGGUUUACGAGGUUGCCCGAAAUCGGACGCCGCGCAGCCCUUUUUGGAUUCGUUCUCGACCGAGGCCUUGUGCCUGCUGGGAGUCGCCAUGGAGCGCGUAUGGAGACGCAGCGUUCGCGCCGCCACCACUACAACCACCAACAUCAACACCAUGAACAGCAUGGAUGCGCGAGGCGCUUCCAGUCAAUUAGACGAUACCUAUGUCAUCUAUGAAGCCGUCCGGCGAACAAUGGCCCGCAGACUCGGUGCAACAGGCGCCGGUGAGGCUGCCCCGGAACCAGCGUUAUCCGCUUCGCCGCUGCCCAGGUGCACAUCUGCAGCCGUCGAAACGCUUCAUCAACAGCUAUGUGUUGCGCGUGCGCUCCUGCCCGGUGCCGUGCUCAGGCGUUGCGUACGAGCACCAACACCAGCAACAACAUCACCCGAUCUAUCCGCUGCAGCACCGUUGGAAACAACGACGCCACCAAGCAGUACCGAAGAAGCCGAAUCAUAUCCAGCUGAUACUGACGACGCUUUCACACGGGACCUGGCGGCUCUUUACGAUGCUCUGGAACGGAUGUUGCAGCACUUGCUUCGAUGUCCGGGUUCAAGCGACGACUCCAGCGCCCCAGCGGAUAAGCCCACGGACGCAAUCGACGAACACUCUACCCAGGCAUCCUCUGCAGUAGACGAAUCCCCAUCGCAUGCCGCCAGACACCUCUUUCAUCUCGUGCAGAGCUGGCGUCACUCAUGGUUACAGGUUCGGUCACCAGCAUGUAUCGCGCACUGCUGGUUCGUAUGGUGGCAGCGCGAGCUCGCCUGGGACGCCUUCGAGGUGGCGGCACGCCUCUUCCAGCUGGCGGAUCACACGCUACCCGCUCUGUACUGUUUGGACGCAAUGCACCGAUGCGCGCGCGGCGAUCGAUGGCGUCAAGCGCUGUGUGCGGCUCGAGCGAUGCUCCUCGCCGAGCAACUAGGCUGGACGCAUCAGGUCAUGCGGCAGCGACAUCGUCUGCGCCAGCUUGUCGAAUCGGACAUUCUAGAGGCGCCAGCCGCGGCGCAUGCAACGCUUUCGACUUGGGGUCAGCGGAUGCUAGCCUAUACUGCUGCUGCUGCUGCUGCUGCUGCUGCUCCAGAUUCAGUGGAGGAUGCGGAUCGUUUCGAGGCCCCGGUAGCAAGGUCAACGCUCGCAGAUGCCAACGCAAGCCUUGCAGAUAUGCUAGCACUGCAUGACUCUGAAAUGCGCAGUGCAAAACAGCUCGCAUCUAGUCACCUGCUUGUGGAAGCCAUCGAGCACGCAAACCGAGCCCUGGGAUGUGCGUUGCAGGCGCAGCAACUACUGCUCCCGUGCAAAUCGACGCCUUCACCGGCGAUACCCGUGCUUGGCGCUGGCACUAGCGUACUCGCUCGUUCCACGGCGGCAAUCGUUGGGGAUUUGGUCAUCGCCACCCAGAGCCGGCCAGUGGAGGCCGCCGAGCUCAGGCCAGUGGACGCAGUCGUAGAGUACCCGACGCGAGCGCUCUGUCGUUCGUUGGAUCUCCUCGCUAAUCUUAGCAUUUGCCUUGGGGCAUGGAAAGACGGCCUCUAUUACCAUGAACGUAUUCAAGCAUUGUGCGCGGGCCCGCCUGCGCCAGUUCUUCUAGACGCAGCGCGCUCUCGGAGCCUCAUGCAGCUCUCCCUGCUGCGGACGCGAGCUGGACAAGCGGAACUCGCGGAGCAGUGUCGACGCCAAGCUGUGGCACUCUGCCGAGCGUGGAAUGGAUGCAUGAACGCGGCGUAUUCACUCUGGACGCUACCUUUGGCCGUUCAACAAAUUCAGCAGCAAGUUUUUCGACUAUACUGGCUACGACGCAAUGCGACAUCGCCGCGCGAUACGACGUUCUAUCAGCGAUUCCUGGCAGCACUGCAACAGGCCGCAGAACGCGCGCAGCAGCUUGUUGCGCAGCAACUCCACAGCCGAGUGCACUCUGAAUCAGAUCAAGUCGGCGCACUUCCGUGGGACGCGCUGCUGCAACUCCAGCAGCACCGGGCGCUCCUCGUUUCGACUACAGGUGAUCAACACAACAGCACGUCGUCGGCAGCUGCGAUGCUCCAGGAGGCUGCCCAGCGAUUGCGGGCCCUGUUGGCUGCGUCUACUGCUGGGCAGUGCUUGCCGGCGUAUUUGGAGGCGCUGGGUUUGUAUUUGGGGCUUGCCAGCAGCCACACCCGAUACACGAUGGCAAAGCGUCCAGAUGCACGACAACUCCACGACCAUGUCGCUCACUGUUGGCAGCUGUGCAAAGCGUACCUGCUGCCGCUGCAAAACGGCAUGUCCAGGUCGCGUUCCGGUAUUCCAGCGCCCGACCUGGGCGGAUCGCCCUGGCUGGUAGCGUCCGCAAUCUACGCUGAAGUGGCUUUUGCGAUGCUUCGCGUCGCUGCUAUCGACCGGAACGUGCCUGCGUCGAGGCCGCUUCGUGUGUGCGGUACCGCAACGCUGCUGCGGUCGUUCGCACCGCGAUGGCGGCAACGCUGUGCACUGCUCCGGCGUCGGGCGAAAGCCGCAGACGCAAAUGCUGAGGCAGAUGCGGCGCCAGCGCCGUCCGUCUGGGACACAUUGCCGCCCCUGCAGUACUUGGAGCGGCUCGGGCGACUGCUUCCCCUCGGGUGGAUGAUCAUUGCGCUACGGUACGAUGCAACGAGCGGCCAGAGCGCCCGCGUCGCUCUGUGGCGCAGUGGCGCGGCACCUGAACCACCCGCGGACCUGGUCGAUCAAUUGGGCAGCAUUUCCCUGCAGCAGCAGCAGCAGCAGCAGCAGCAGCAGCGACAAGAUGCCCCACAUGACGUGGCAGACGAGUCGCUUUCGUGGACGCCUUGCAAUGAGCACGCGGAAUGCAGCUGUACCAAGGCCGCACGGGGUUCCGUGCUGCACCUGCACGCCCAGCGGCUGGUACACGACGACCAGCGGCCAGACGCGCAGCAGUUGGCGCGCGAGCUUGCCCAGCUGCUGCAGGCCGGCACGCAAACACAUCUUGCCUCGGAGUCGGAGGCGCUCUCGCUUUCCGCUCCGGAGCGACGUGCCUGGUGGGACACCCGCACCCGCCUCGAUCAGCAGCUGGGCCGCUGGCUCGACCAGCGUCUCGAGACGCUCCUGUGCGGAUUGCCAUUGGCGGCUUCGGUGUCGAACGCCGCGUCUGCAUCGCAGCUGCAGCAGCUCGAUGGUGCCGGUAGCGUGCCAGAUGCGACCAGCUCGGAUUCCGGUGUCGCUCCGGUUGUGUUGCUGCUCCUGGACGCGGAGCACGACUUGCUGCCGCUCGAGUCGACACCGACGCUGCGCCACGCGGCUGCGAUGCGUUUCCCUGCUAGUGCGGCGAUCGAGCAAGCCCUGGAGCGCUACCAUCACCUGACUCGCAGUGCGGUACCCGGUUGGCAACGUGGAGCUUUCUUGUUGAAUCCAGCUGGUGACUUGCGCCGCACCGAGCGUUUCCUGCGGCCUCUCCUAGAGCAUCACCCCGGGUUUCGCUUACGGUACGGAUGGACCGACCUUGCCGCAACCGCAGCCGCUUCUGCAAAUGCUGAUAGCGCUGCUGGUGCCGACGACAGCCAGCGCGCCAGCAUCACCCAAGCGCUGGCCGCAGUACAGCCCUGUGUUCUGCUCUACUGCGGACACGGGACCGGAGAAGCAUACCUACAACCACGCCGCCUAGUGCGUCAAACGACGACCCUGCCCCAGGCUGUGUUUCUCAUGGGUUGUCGCAGCGGCCUCCUGGAGCACGCUGAGGCACUCGAUGCGCACGGAGCAGCGCUCGACUGGCUCGCCGCAGGUGCCCACGGCGUCGUCGCGCAGCUCUGGGAUGUCACCGACGGCGACCUGGAUCGACUCACUGUGGCGACGUGGGAGCACUUGUCGGCCGCCACGAGUCCGCAGUGCGUCGGCGCCAAGAGCUCCCCAGUUGAUGCUAUGGCACCCCGGGGGUCAGACUCGAAUGCACAGCCGCCAGCCACAAUGCCUGGCAAACCCUGGACAAGUACGAGCUCGGAGGAGCUCUGCCCGCUGGAAGCGACUCGCUCCGAGCCGCACCAGCGCUCGGCAACCACACAGGCGGUGCUAUCGUCGUCGAUUUCACUGCACGAACGUGAACAAGCGGAUGCACAGCGACUCGGUCGAGAACAACCAGUCGAAUAUCCUCGUCGUCGUCGUCAUCAUCAUCAACACCAUCAACGACAAGAACAAUUCUACGCUGACUCGGAUUGUCGAUGCGUCGUCGAAGAUGCCCGUUCGACAGCAGCGCCUCUGCUGGUUGCGUCAGCGCUGCAGGCCGGGCGCGCUGCAUGUCGCCUGCGCUGGGUGAACGCCGCCGCCUCUGUGGUCUACGGAGCACCGUUCCGGUAA
Messenger RNA from Cyanidioschyzon merolae strain 10D, 6957 nucleotides. Its product is annotated as similar to separin. The coding region runs from base 1 to 6957 and encodes 2318 amino acids. The record is from RefSeq and is a predicted model, not a curated record. Gene Ontology annotation, molecular function: cysteine-type endopeptidase activity. NCBI's taxonomy places the organism in Eukaryota, Rhodophyta, Bangiophyceae, Cyanidiales, Cyanidiaceae. The transcript has a single exon. Gene Ontology annotation, biological process: proteolysis; meiotic chromosome separation. Gene Ontology annotation, cellular component: mitotic spindle; nucleus; centrosome.